AUGAAAUUGCGCAGCCAAUCCUACCGCGAAAUGGUUAAAAUACUCAAAGACGCUGGUGUCUAUGUGGAAGGAAUGCAAACUUCAGAGCUUAAGCAGCUUUUGCAGACCGUAGAAAUGUCCACCAUGCAGCGAAUCGAGGCAAACCAGGAAAACCAGAAUUUCGAAACUGCCCGCAAUAAAGGCGAGCUGGAGGUUAAUUCAUCGCACCCCGUGGAGGUCCACCAAUCGACUACCGACAUGCUGCCGUCUGUGCUGACGCCUCGUUUCUCGCUUGCGCCCAUGGCUGGUGAUGUGGGUGUGGAUGUCUCUCAGCCUGGUUGCGAUCGUCCUUCCAGUGAGCCCCUUCUUCUGUCGCCUCGUUUUUCGCUUUCGCCCAUCGCUAGUGAUGUGGGUGUGGAUGUCUCACAGCCUGAUUGCGAUAGUUCUUCCAGUGAGCCCCUUCUGCUGACGCCUCGUUUCUCGCUUUCGCCCACGGCUGGUGAUGUGGGUGUGGGUGUCUCACAGCCUGAUUGCGAUAGUCCUCCCAGUCAGCCCCUUCUGCUGACUGUUCGUGCAGUUGUACAUCAUGCCCUUGAGUGGAGCCCCUCGGCCGAGCGUCAGACUGUACGCGAGCGUCAGACUGUACGCGAGCGCAGUGCAGACGGGAACAGCCGCGUACUCCGCAUUCGCCUCGCAUUCAAGCGUGUCCAAACCAACAACAAAAACAAUACCUACAGUAGCAACGAUCAUUCAUCCCCAUCCACUUAAUAAUUUUUUGUAAUAUUUGAGCUUCGCUUCUAUCGCGUGGCAUUCUUCCUCAGACGGAAGAACGUUUACAUCGGCUUUUCGCGUGCGUCCAGACAAGGGCCAUUUCCCUAACCCUAAAUUUCAUCCGACACACUCAGACCCGGCGAUUAAAUAUAUGUUCAACUAUGCUCUUAUUGAUGUUUCAA
This is a messenger RNA of Drosophila persimilis, 932 nucleotides long. RefSeq lists its product as uncharacterized. The record is from RefSeq and is a predicted model, not a curated record. Bases 1 to 747 code for a protein of 248 amino acids. NCBI's taxonomy places the organism in Eukaryota, Metazoa, Arthropoda, Insecta, Diptera, Drosophilidae. The transcript is spliced from 3 exons.